Klebsormidium nitens is the source of this 3675-nucleotide messenger RNA. NCBI's taxonomy places the organism in Eukaryota, Viridiplantae, Streptophyta, Klebsormidiophyceae, Klebsormidiales, Klebsormidiaceae. The record is from the annotation of a GenBank genome assembly.
GUCAAAGUUGCAAUCUGCAAGGUUCAGAACAGACUGAAACGCCUUUGCCAUUUCAGAAAGACAAAUGCGGAAGCUUUUGGAGAAUCGAAGUAGCAGGCUCCCCUGGAAGGAUUGGUGGCCUGAUGCUUUUUGUUCCGUGCAUCGUAAGGUCUUGAACUGCUGAAAAAGGACCUUGCGAUGGGUGCAACGAAUAGAGGCAGUAGUCUGUAGUUGCUUGCAGCUUCCUGAGGCAGAUUCCUUUUUGGGAGUCUUCAUGGCGGUCCCCAUUGUUCCCGGCCUGGUGGGAAGUUCUGCACCUGCCACCACCAUUCUGUCCAGAACCGCUCGCAGUUUCACUUCAUAUCAGCACCCAACGGUGGAGAAGGCGCUGCAGGCGCGGAGUGAGCUACCAAAGCGCAGAGAUGUGGUCUGGUCAGCAGUGGUGCUGAUUCUCUCCUUGGCACUGCUGGGGCUUUCUUACAGUGGCGAAACCAUGAUGAAGCUUGCCAGGAGUAGAGCCGUCUCAGAACUGAUGCAGAUCAUGGGAUGGCAGGGACUGGAUGAGGGGCUCCUCCUCCUGGCUUUCCGCAUCGCAUUCGCCCUCCUCUCCCUCAUCUACGCCGCCUCCCUCUACUUCUUCCUCAAGCUCUACACCACUGCCACUGUCUUUUCGGUCCCUGCCCCGCCCCCUUCUGGAAACCAGUCCAUCAACAUGGGCCAGAAGCAACCCCUUUUGUCCACCGAACAGCUAGCACUGCUCUUCCCAAAGCAAGCCCCAAAGGCCCUCGCCAAACUGCCGGAUAUCGUCCAGUCGGUCAAGGAGACCCCUUCCCAUGCGUCCCACCUAGCAUCCUCCCUGCUCAAAAAGACCAAGAUUGUGCUCCACGAUGCGGCUUCUUCCGCAGCCCACCGGCUGGGAAGGUCGAACGCCGCAGACGACGCACCUCCCCAAAGUGCUUCCGACACCGAACCAAAUCCGCAACCCCCACCUACGAAGCCGGAGUCCCCAGCCCCGUUUUUGGCGCCCCUCCACCCAGAGAUCCAGAAACCGACAGGUGGCAGUUCGCUAGCACUCUGGGGCAGCGGAGGAAAGGAGGUAACGGACGGCACCUCGUCGGGGGGGGGCACCCUCCCAGGCAAAGCUACCCCCGCCUUCGAAUCCUCGUCGUUUGUUCCGACUAGCCCCUUCUCCCCAGUUCCGUUGCCUUUGAACACUCAGCCCGUCACUCCUCCCACUCAGAAUAUGGUCACCCCAACCAAUAACCCAAGCGGGUCAGCGGGAGUCUCAGUCAGGGACAGGAGUUUCACUCCCCUGCAGUCGGAGGAGGCCCUCGACGAUUUCUUGGCGGAUCUAGACCGUCGGAUGGAGACCCCGACGCCCCAGAGCCCUCGAUUUGGUCCCUCUCCGGAACCAGGAGCCAAUCAGACUUCCGAUGCGGGCUUCCAGUCCCUUGGACCGAUGUCACCAGGAACUUUUUCUCUAGGUGGGGCCCGGGCUGGUUCCGGGUACUUUGCAGAGCAGGUUAGUACUACAGCGAAUGCUCCAGGGACGGGUAUGUACCCGCAAACUCCUGCGGCUGCGAGUCCGAUCUUUGGGGCACCUGCACAAACCACUCCGCAACCUACCGGUUUCCAGCAGCAAGGGCCCGGCCCCGUAAGCAGCCCAUAUAACCUCUCCACGAGUCCGCCACCUUAUGCCCCGUCAGCCCCGCCGCUAUCGGCACUGCCCCAGCAGUCGCCUGUGGGGGGAGCUGUCGGGACGAGCCCUUCUGGCACGAAUGCUUAUGGAGCGGCAGCAAGCUAUCAGCAGUCCCCGUAUUCAACUCAUCAAUCGCCAACUCCAUCCCCGUACUCAGUUAGCACCCCCGCUUACGGAGCUCAAACGCCGCCCGCAUAUGGCCCCUAUUCGAGCCCUUACAACCAGUCCCCAGGAGGCACCGCCCCAGGGCAAUACACGCUCAGCCCGUCGUUCAGUAAUGCAUAUCCUAUGACCCCGCCAUCCGCUUAUAACCAGCCUUCGAACCUCUCAGCCACACCUGGCUCCCCAUACCCCGGAUCUCCAUACCCCUUUGCGGCACCUUCUCCGCUCCAGGGGGCACAAGCCGCCCUUUCUGCCUCCCCCCUCCCGCCGAGCGGCCGGUCAUUCACCCGGUCUUCCCCCUCGCAACCGAAACCCGGGGUUACGAUUGGGGUUAAGGCUGACCGCGAAAUGCCAAGCCCGAUGCCUCCAGAAGUGAUCGAACGGCGGCUCAAGGGGUUGGGAAUAUCGUCGAGAGAGCUGGAUGCAUGGCGGGACGAGCUGCGGGUAUGGUUCGCAGAGAAGCUACUGGCGCCGCUUGUGCGGAAGAUGGACGCGAGCCCUUCCAAGGUCAGGAACGCCUGCACUGCGCUCAACAUGUCGCUUCCAGUUACGCUCUCCCCUCUCGGUACCGAUUCUCGAGCGGUGGAAGCGGCCGCGGCCGUCACGAGCGUCAGUCUGGCGGUCCCGGCGGCGCCCAGCGAAGAAACGGUGCUCAAGAUGCUGGGCGAGAAACUAGAGGAGGAGAGGAAAAAGGCGAUGCAGCCGGCGGCGCCGGCGCCAACGACGAUGUUCGGGCAGCCGCAGGCAGCGCAGCAGAGACCGUCCCUGCCGUCGAUCCAAGCCUGCUUGGACGCAGUCACGGAGAACCAACGGCUGAGGUUGCUCCUUCGGGGGGAGCUGGUUCCGAGAGUCCUGCCACUGCCCACCGUGCAGCCAACCUUCGUUGCUCGACGGAUUAGAGAGCUGGCGGAGGGUGCCUGCGUCAGGCGCUUCGACUGGUCCGGCGGGGGUGACGUCAUCCCGGGCCAGCAGCCGUGGACCGCCGCGGCAAACCUCCCGAGCGACGCGCACCUGCUCUUCUAUCUUUUCACCGCGUUCCUGGAGUUCCCCGGGUGGAGCCUGCACCAGGAACCACUGACCGGGCCGGGACACCAGGGGGGCUUCUUCUUCAUGGGCGACAUUCCUAGUCGCCACCCCGAGCAGUUCGUCGCCAUUCUCCAGCCCCCUCUCAGUGCGGAGCUGCGGGCUUUUGUGCGGCAGCCGAAGGCGACGGUAGUUCUGGUCGGGAAACAGAGCCCGGCCCCCGUCUUCUACCUGCUCUGGGGGGGCAAGUUCCAGUUCGUUCUGCAGGGUCGAACCGCGAUCUGGGACGUGAUUGCUCUCUUGACUUACCGCUUGCGGCAAUCCCAUGAAGGUGCCAUCCGGGGCAUUAGCCUGAACUCGAGCACUAUAGAUCUUCCCCCGGUAAUCCAGCCUGCGUAAUGACCUUGGUCGCUUGGUCCGAGGUUGGACGUUCAGUUGGACGUCGGACCCCUAAGAAACCCCAGCCUAAAAACUGUAUAGGGGGCAGAUAUGCCCCUUUGACAGCCAAGUCCCUCUAUUUUGUCGCGCGCUCCUAUGCUUCUGUUGUUCAAGUUUGUCACGGCAUCUCAUGCUUGUAUGCCGUCCAGAGAGCUAUUACUGUGAUGGUGACUUAUCAUCAUUGCCCUGAGCCAUGCAACACUGUGACAGUAUCUCAAAAUCUAAGUUUCUAACGAUUAGCCAGAAGUGACUACAAUCAAAAGAGUUUACGGUAUCAAAUAAUCAAAUCGAUCUUUGAAUCAUAGACUGAAGACAACUUUCAGAGAGUCUCAAGAGCUAGCCACCUAAUGAAAAUAGCAAUUAUAGCAGACGGC